AUGCACUUGCGACGAUGGCACAAGAGAGGCUCAACAAAGCUGAUAUCAGAGCCUGUGCAGAGGGUGGUUUUUGGUGGAGAUAAACCGACACCGGAGUGCAGCAAGGACGAAAAGCCUCUCGGCUUACUCAGUCAAUCCGGAACUGUGGGAUUCAACCAACAAUCGAUCUGUCAAGACAUUUUGGACCCAGAUGCCACUGACAUUUCGGAUUUUGAAUGCGAAGAAGAGAGCAAUGACAUGUUUCGACAUAAUUCUGAUUGGCUAAUCCUGCAAGCUCAACUACAACGAGUUGACAUGCUAUUAGAGGAGGAGCAACAAGCCAAGGCCGAUUGUCUUCGUCAUUGCUUACAGGAUGACACCACCGAAACUGUUCGAGCGUUUGAUGAAAUAAAAGCAUCAUUGUCGACACAAGAAAUUGAAGGAUGUUCACGGACGACGCCUUGGCCAAUGUCGGACUACCGCCCCACAGUUGUUCGAGUGGGAAAAUUGGAGAAGUCCUGCAUGAGAAGCAAAGAUCUACCUGAAGUGGUGACAUCAAAUUGGACUUCUCGCUUUGCAGCUGUUGAUAAUCGCGUUCAUGAACGACUGACCUUCAAUCUGGAUGAAGUUCCAAUGGAUCGAGUGGCCGAGUCUUUUCUUCACGAGUUUUCCUGUGUUCCUUCAACUUUCAAACGCUUCCGAGCUGACAAAGGGUACUGGAAGAAUCUGAAUCUGAUGAAAGAAGAAGCUCGGCGAUGUUGUGCAAACCAGGAAAGCCUCGAGUUGAAGACCUUGAGCAAGAAAAGAGGACGUCCAAUAAACGGUGCCAAACCACACAAGGAAGAGCCUUUCCUUCCAAUCAUAAGCGAGUCUUCAUCGAAUGAAAGUGAUUGGGAGGAACAUGGAAGUGACAGUGGCGACGACUUUGUGAUCAGCGAGAGAAGACGACAAAAGAGAGGCAAAUAUCGAAAGUUAAAGAAGGAUCAAGAUCCCCAAUCGAUAAAGAACUCUCGUCACAACUCGAUGUCACUUCAACGUCGAUAUGACAUUGACGAUGUGGUGAUGGACUAUGGUGCUGAUUUUGGUAUCUCUGGAUUACCACAAAAGAUUGAAUACAAGGAGAUAGCCAUUCCCGGCUUUAGACCAAACGAUCAGCAAGGAAUUCUCAAAAAACUCGAAGAAAGUUUGUCAAAGAAAUGUCUGGAUGACGUCGAAAUACAAUAUCGAUCAAUGCUUUCACAAUUGCACUUGACCCAACUGGAGAAGGAGCGGUCAAUGUGUGGCAAGAAGGCUAGACAUCAAGCUUUGGCCGCUGGAGACGGAGCCGACGGAGCUGACAUAAAUCUAGACGGAAGUCGGAGUUUGAUCAAGGCUCAAUUAUCUGAAACCCCCUCUAUUGCACCACCAUAUCCACCGCGAAAAUUUUCC
Messenger RNA from Mesorhabditis belari, 1407 nucleotides. The record is from the annotation of a GenBank genome assembly. NCBI's taxonomy places the organism in Eukaryota, Metazoa, Nematoda, Chromadorea, Rhabditida, Rhabditidae.